Postia placenta MAD-698-R-SB12 is the source of this 967-nucleotide messenger RNA. RefSeq lists its product as hypothetical. The coding region runs from base 74 to 967 and encodes 297 amino acids. The record is from RefSeq and is a predicted model, not a curated record. NCBI's taxonomy places the organism in Eukaryota, Fungi, Basidiomycota, Agaricomycetes, Polyporales, Adustoporiaceae. The transcript has 7 exons. Gene Ontology annotation, biological process: mitochondrial L-ornithine transmembrane transport. Gene Ontology annotation, molecular function: L-ornithine transmembrane transporter activity.
GCGCUGACACUCUCGGUGUCUGUCUCGUCCUGCAAAUCGUCUCUACAGCUUGGGUACAGCGAGGGCCUCUGAAAUGUCCAAGACUCUCAUCGAUUUGACGGCGGGCACAGCCGGGGGCGUCGCACAGGUGCUAGUGGGCCAGCCGUUCGACAUUGUCAAAGUGCGCAUGCAGACGGCGCCGCAAGGCACCUACAGCGGCAUGCUGCACUGUGCUGGGGGUAUCCUGAAGAACGAGGGUCCGCUCGCUUUCUACAAGGGCACCCUCACGCCCCUGUUGGGCAUCGGCGUCUGCGUGUCGAUCCAGUUCGGUGCAUUGGAGUGGACAAAACGCUUUUUCGCACGGCGCAACAUCGAAAGUGGUGUCGGUGGACCGGAUGGGCUUGGCCUGAACAGCGGCCAGCUCUUCACAGCCGGUGUGUUCGCAGGCGUUGCAAACGGCGUCGUGUCAGGCCCGGUCGAGCAUAUCCGUAUACGUCUGCAGACCCAGUCCGCGACGAAUCCGACGUACGCGGGGCCCUUCGACGCCAUCAGAAAGAUCUACUCCCAGCACGGUGUUGCAGGCAUCUACAAGGGCCAGGUCGUCACGCUCUGGCGCGAGGCGCUCGGUUACGGCGUGUAUUUCCUCGCCUACGAAAAGCUCAUGCAGCGCGAGAUGGCGCGCAAGGGCAUCCGGCGGGACCAGGUCAAUCCCGCUAACGCCGUUCUCUUCGGCGCGGCCGCCGGCUAUGCGCUGUGGGCAAUAAUAUACCCGAUAGACAUGAUCAAGUCUCGCAUUCAGACGGACGGUUUCUCGCGUGCGGACGGCCAAAAGUACAAGUCUACCCUGGACUGUGUACGCACGGUGUGGCGGACAGAGGGGAUAGGUGCCUUCACGAGGGGGUUGACUCCUACUCUCAUUCGGUCGCCGUUCGCGAAUGGCGCGACCUUCCUUGGGUUUGAAAUGGCGAUGCGCUUGCUCAGUUCUUGA